AUGGCGACGCUUGUAAUUUUCCGCCAGCAAGAAUUCCUCAAUUCUCCCAAACCCGCAGACUUGGCUCGCAGGAAGUUUGUAAAGCCUAAUGAGGACAGUGAUUAUCCUGAUAUGGCUAAGGAAGCGGGCCAGAAGGCUUUAGCUGACGCUGGCAUUCCUUAUUCAGCAGUGGAGCAAGCAUGUGUGGGUUAUGUGUUUGGUGACUCAACCUGCGGACAAAGGGCCAUCUACCACAGUUUGGGGUUAACUGGCAUUCCUAUCAUUAAUGUUAACAACAACUGUGCUACUGGAUCUACUGCUUUAUUCAUGGCUAGGCAGCUGAUAGAAGGAGGUUUGGCAGAUUGUGUUCUUGCACUUGGCUUUGAGAAGAUGGAAACGGGCUCCAUUGGUUCAAAAUUUUCAGACAGAACUAAUCCAAUUGACAAGCACGUGGAAUUAAUGAUAAAUAAACAUGGCUUAGUCAAUGUUCCAGUAGCACCUCAGAUGUUUGCAAGGGCUGGCAAAGAACAUAUGGAGAAGUAUGGGACAAACCCAGAAUACUUUGCAAAAAUUGCAUGGAAGAAUCAUAGCCAUUCAACUAACAAUCCGUAUUCCCAGUUCCAAAAGGAGUAUACAUUAGAUGAAAUUCUGCAUUCUCGCCAAAUUCUUGAUUUCUUAACUGUCUUACAGUGUUGUCCUACAUCAAAUGGUGCUGCAGCUGCAAUUUUGGCUAGUGAAGAGUUUGUGAAAAAGCAUAAAUUGCAAUCAAAAGCUGUGGAAAUUCUAGCCCAGGCGAUGACUACUGAUUAUCCAAGCACAUUCGAAGAGAACAGCUGUAUUAAGGUGGUUGGCUAUGAUAUGACUAAAGGAGCUGCUAAAAAAUGCUUUGAAAAAGCAGGCAUGAAGCCUGAAGAUGUUGAUGUGAUUGAACUCCACGAUUGUUUCUCAGUUAAUGAGUUACUUACCUAUGAAGCCCUGGGACUCUGCCCUGAAGGAAGAGCAUGUGACCUGAUUGACAGAGGAGACAAUACUUAUGGAGGAAAAUGGGUUAUUAAUCCCAGUGGUGGCUUGAUCUCAAAGGGGCAUCCGCUUGGUGCUACAGGCCUGGCGCAGUGCGCGGAGCUCUGCUGGCAGCUGCGCGGCCUGGCCGGGCGGCGGCAGGUGGCGGGGGCGAAGGUGGCGCUGCAGCACAACCUGGCCCUCGGCGGCGCCGUCGUCGUGACGCUCUACGGCAUGGGCUUCCCCGCGGCCCGCAGUGACUCCCGUGUUGUGGCUGUGCCUCUCAGUGCAGCUGUUGAUGGAUUCAAGUCACAUCUGGUCUUCAAGGAGAUUGAAAAGAAGCUCCAAGAGGAAGGAGAGCAAUUUGUAAAGAAAAUAGGAGGUGUUUUUGCCUUCAAAAUAAAAGAUGGUCCUGGUGGAAAAGAAGCAACAUGGAUAGUAGAUGUGAAAAAUGGAAGAGGGUCUGUGGAUGUUAAUUCAGAUAAGAAGGCUGAUUGUACAAUUACAAUGGCCGAUGCUGAUUUAUUAGCUCUGAUGACUGGCAAAAUGAAUCCUCAGACAGCUUUCUUCCAAGGCAAAUUGAAGGUUUCUGGGAACAUGGGCAUGGCAAUGAAGCUUCAGAAUCUACAACUUCAGCCAGGCAAAGCUAAACUCUGAGAUCAUUAGACUAGACAGUCAAUUCUUCCUAUUUUUGACAAAAAAAAAUAGAAUGAAGCUAGUUGUUUGCAAUAAUUUGACACAGGUUGGACUUAAUUGGACCUGUCUCAUUUAAAUCCUGUGGUUAAGAGACCUUAGUACUCUUACGAAAUUCCAUCAACUUAUGGCAGACUUUUAGGCUAAGCUUGAGACAUUAACUCUUACAAGUGAUUAUGGUGGGUAGUAUGUAA
Molecule: messenger RNA, 1865 nt
Organism: Tinamus guttatus (white-throated tinamou)
Lineage: Eukaryota; Metazoa; Chordata; Aves; Tinamiformes; Tinamidae
Source: RefSeq, a predicted model, not a curated record